This is a messenger RNA of Brassica rapa (field mustard), 2060 nucleotides long. Its product is annotated as protein DETOXIFICATION 36. The record is from RefSeq and is a predicted model, not a curated record. Gene Ontology annotation, biological process: xenobiotic detoxification by transmembrane export across the plasma membrane. Gene Ontology annotation, molecular function: antiporter activity; xenobiotic transmembrane transporter activity. Lineage: Eukaryota; Viridiplantae; Streptophyta; Magnoliopsida; Brassicales; Brassicaceae. Gene Ontology annotation, cellular component: membrane.
AAUUAGUCUUUUACGUGCUAAGGGCAAAAUAGGUAUUUUGACUUUUCCUCGUCUCUUCCUUUUAAGCUUUCUUUAUUAUCUUGUAAAAAUAAAAAAAUAGACAAUUUCGGUCAGUAGACACGGCAAAAUCCUUUAUAUAACAGGUCCUCUAAACCAAGUAGCAGAACGAUAGACACUCGACAAAGAACAAUAAAGAGAGAAAGAGAGUGAAUUCUCUUCUUUUUAGUAAAUAAAAUAUAUAUUUCCAAGAAUGGGUUCGGAAGCUGCCGUCACCGCCGUGGACAACCUCCAGCAACCAUUACUUGAGCCAACGAAGUCGGAAGUUGACUUCAGGAUGGAGAGUGUGUUAACAGACACUCAUUUGCCUUAUCUCCGGCGGCUAUAUUUCGCGGCGUUGAUCGAGCUGAAGUUUCUCUUCAACCUGGCGGCUCCGGCGAUCUUUGUCUACGUCAUUAAUAAUGGCAUGUCCAUGCUCACUCGUAUCUUCGCCGGUCGUAUUGGAAGUAUUCAACUCGCCGCCGCUUCUCUAGGAAACAGUGGUUUCAAUAUGUUCACCUUUGGUCUCAUGCUUGGAAUGGGAAGUGCAGUGGAAACAUUAUGUGGACAAGCGCACGGAGCUCACAGAUACGAGAUGCUCGGAGUCUAUCUACAAAGAUCAACGGUGGUUCUAUUUCUCACCGGCCUUCCGAUGACAUUACUCUUCAUCUUCUCCAAACCUCUCCUCACUUCACUCGGCGAGCCAGCUGACGUGGCCUCAAUGGCUUCCAUAUUCGUCUACGGUAUGAUCCCAAUGAUCUUCGCUUACGUCGUCAACUUCCCCAUACAAAAGUUCCUCCAGUCACCAGGGGCGUCCCUAGAUAAUGGACUGAAUUUAAUUCAUUUUGACAUUGGUAUAUUCCUCUCUUGGCUGGCCGUCUUCAAGCUCGGGUGGGGCUUACUUGGUCUCUCAGUGAUACACAGUCUCUCGUGGUGGAUCAUUGUUCUUGCUCAGGUUUUGUAUAUUAAGGUGAGUCCAAGAUGUCGCCGGACUUGGACCGGGUUUAGCUGGAAAGCCUUUGAUGGUCUUUGGGACUUUUUCCGGUUAUCGGCGGCUUCCGCCGUCAUGCUCUGCCUUGAGUCUUGGUAUGCUCAGAUUCUUGUUCUUCUCGCUGGACUUCUCAAGAACCCUGAACUCGCUUUGGAUUCUCUAGCUAUCUGCAUGUCAAUUUCUGCAAUCUCUUUCAUGGUCUCCGUUGGAUUCAACGCAGCUGCAAGUGUGAGAGUUAGUAAUGAAUUAGGAGCUGGAAAUCCAAGAUCAGCAGCAUUUUCAACCGCAGUAACUACAGGAGUGUCGUUUUUACUAUCGCUAUUUGAAGCCGUACUGAUCCUCUCGUGGCGCAAUGUUAUCAGCUACGUUUUUACAGACAGCCCAGCGGUUGCUGAAGCUGUAGCCGAGCUCACUCCUUACUUGGCUAUUACCAUAGUUCUCAAUGGAGUUCAACCUGUUUUAUCUGGCGUUGCCGUUGGAUGUGGAUGGCAAGCAUUUGUGGCGUACGUUAACAUAGGAUGUUAUUACAUUGUGGGGAUCCCUAUUGGUUAUGUUCUUGGUUUCACCUAUGACAUGGGAGCUAAGGGAAUAUGGACAGGAAUGAUUGCGGGUACGCUCAUGCAAACUAUCAUCUUACUCAUUGUCACUUUUCGAACUGAUUGGGAUAAAGAGGUGGAGAAGGCUUCACGACGAUUGGACCAGUGGGAAGAUACACAAGCGCCGCUUCUUAAGCAGUAAACAAAAAUGAUAUUUUUCUUCUUCUGGUCUUCUCCAAAUUGAUUUAAAAGGGAUAAAAACCUCAUUAGUUAAUCAAGAGAUCUGUUGAUUAAUGAAUUGGAAAACCGAUAGUUUUCUGAGGGGUUAGAGUGAAGAGAAGGGAGUCAAUGUAUAUUUUUUUUGUAAGAUGAGUUAAUAUUGAGAAGUGAGAAUGAAAUGUUGAAAUAAAAGAUGACGUCUUGCGUGUAAAGCAACUUUGUUGUAACCAUUUAUUGAAUGGGGGCAAAUCAAGUAAUGAAUCAUUGGUUUUAUGGUA